CCCAAGGAUUUACCAACAUGGCUUACGUUAUUAAUUGGACAGCCACCUAUCGGCACGACUCAGACAUCGUUGCACCCUAUGAAAAGUUCAUUCUUUAUGAUAAAAAGGUUCAGGCUCUAAAACAAAAACAAGAUUAUACAGCAAAGAAGACAAAAAAAGUAGCUUGGUUUGUAUCCAAUUGUGCUGCUCGAAAUGGCCGACUCCAGUAUGCUCGGGAGCUUGCAAAGUAUAUCGAACUGGAUAUCUAUGGUACUUGUGGUGCCAAGAGGUGUCCACGCACUAGUGCUAAAAAGUGCUUUGACAUGCUUGAUAAAGAAUAUAAAUUUUAUUUGGCAUUCGAAAAUUCCAACUGUAAGGAUUAUAUUACAGAAAAAUUCUUUGUCAAUGGAUUAAGACUCCUUAUCCCAUCUGCUGGGAGUCUUGCAGAAUUCAUCCACGAGUAACAAGUCUGGCUUCUGUAAAUUAGAAGAACACGAUAGCAAGUCCAAGAAGACCGACCAAGAACGAAUCUGUAGAAAAUUAAAAGAACAUUAAUUAGUAACUUAGAAGCAGCAAAUUUAAGAUAAUAGUUAAUAGAAAAUGACAUACUAUUUAAAGAAGAACUGAGACAAAGAUAUAGCAUCUACUUUUUUACAUUACAGUGAUAAUGAUUGUUAAUAAGAAAAGGACAAGAUAGAGUCAAUUUUGGAAGUUGAUUAACCCUGGGUCAUCGAAACGAUUACAGAUUAUAAUAAGGAAUUUUCAAAAGACUUCUCAAUAUCACAGCUGUUGCUCUCCCCUCUUUAUAAAGGGUGGUAAAGUUCUCUUUGAACAGUCUAGCCACACUCCACAGUUAGGGAUAGUCAAUGUUUUCAGUUUUCCAUGGGAUGUGAUAAAUGUACUGUGUCACCCAUUAGCACUGACGUCGAUCUAUAUCUGAAAUAUAUUCAGUCAAAACAGUUGUUUAAAUGAAAACACACCUAUAUAUGCAAAGAUGUUUGAAUUCUAGUUCUUUAAUUAUAUAGGGAAUGUCUUUCAGAUAAAAUCCUUCUAUUCUAUAACGACCACAGUGAUGAUAAUAAAUGUGUACAUAUUCAGUAAAAGUUUUAAAUACCUUUGGUAUACACACUAUAACUAUAUUUUCAGGAAACAGACCUGUCCUAAGAUGUAUUUUGGUUUAAUAUUUGUGGUUUCAAAUCAAUGAGUAAGUAACCAAACCAUUGUUGUGUUGCAUCUUGAUAAGCUUUCUCAAAAUACGUGACACAUGUUGGAAACAUUUGUCUUACUAAAACAUUCAACUGAGAGGUGUCUCUGAUAUUCUUGAACAAUAUAAUGUAUUGAGAAUUUAAAAUAAUAUUACGCACUUCUUUUCUCUGAUUAAGUAGAUUCUGUACAAUAUAAAUUCAAAUGGCGACUUCUGCAUGUAAUAAGUUCAGAUACUCGUUUAUUUUCUCUACUUUCACUCCUAUGAUCAUCAAUGGUGAAAAUAUUUGGUUUAUCAGGCUGUGCAUAAUCAUAAAAAGUUUCAGGCAAUCCUUUGACGAAUUGAAUGUUAAGAAUAUUUUGCAUUAAUUCAGUAUACAGAGGUUGAAAUUCACUACAAAACCACAUGGUAUUUUCAGGAUUAGGAUAACAUCACGAUGAUGAGUUAAAACUUGUUUACAAACUCUGAUUUACCACUUCCUGUCGCACCUGACAUUAAACAUGUAAAAGGGUGUUGUAAAUGGUUAACCAUCUCGAACUCUAAUGAGAUAUAUAUAUGAAACAGGACUAAACUUACCUAGAUCUGAAAAUCAUAUUCCAUUGCACUUGGAACCCUACCUCAAGACCCUGCACAUGCCCUCUUUUCAGUCCAGGAGUUAUUUCCAUUAGAUGAAAGAAACCAAUGUCCAUACAGUAGAUAUACAUAUAAACAGAAUAAUAAUUCUUCUUUUCUUUCUUGUUAUAAAUGGUCUCAGUCUUCUACAUAUCUUCUAAGGAUUUCUCACUCUUAUAGGAUGCUGAAAAGGAUUGAAUAUAUCUGUUAUUUUACUCUUCAUUGAUGAGAAAUUUAAUUUCUCACUUUUAAUGAAAUUGAUGAAUAAACCCUCUAAUUUUACAACAAGGCUUUACUGUUGCCACAUAAGUAUCCAUAGUUCUAUAGACCAUUACUGACCCACAAUGUGAUAUAAUUAGCAUCGUCCUUGUCUGUAAGUUUCCCAAGAUAGUCCCCUAGAAGUGGAUCUUUAGAUCUA
Limulus polyphemus (Atlantic horseshoe crab) is the source of this 2213-nucleotide messenger RNA. Its product is annotated as glycoprotein 3-alpha-L-fucosyltransferase A-like. The record is from RefSeq and is a predicted model, not a curated record. The coding region runs from base 18 to 443 and encodes 141 amino acids. Gene Ontology annotation, molecular function: alpha-(1->3)-fucosyltransferase activity. The transcript is spliced from 2 exons. NCBI's taxonomy places the organism in Eukaryota, Metazoa, Arthropoda, Merostomata, Xiphosura, Limulidae. Gene Ontology annotation, cellular component: membrane.